Molecule: messenger RNA, 2155 nt
Organism: Gastrolobium bilobum
Lineage: Eukaryota; Viridiplantae; Streptophyta; Magnoliopsida; Fabales; Fabaceae
Exons: 9
Coding region: 420-1802 (460 amino acids)
Biological process (GO): positive regulation of ERAD pathway
Molecular function (GO): ubiquitin protein ligase activity
Source: RefSeq, a predicted model, not a curated record
AUAAAGCAAAGCAAGUAUAGUAUCCGAAAUAGUUGCUUCAUUUUCUUCUUCUUUUUAUCGUUUGUCCUCUAGUCACCCAAUCUUUUUGUCUCUUUCUCUCUCUCUCCCUCUCCCUGACAUAGCAGAGCAGAGAGCGAGCGAGGAAGAAGAACAAGAGCUAUUGACCCACCCAGCACCUACAACACCGUUACUGUUAGUUAUUAGUUAUUUAUUUUCAACAAUCUUCAAAUCCCAUUCUUUCUUUUACUCUUUUUUUCAUUUUCAUUUUCAUUUUCAUUUUCAUUAUCAAACCCCCCCAAACCCAAACCCUAGCCCCCCGUUUCGUUCUUCUUCGUUAUUGGCAAAUGCCGCAUAUCGUUUGAUUCGAUUCCUCUACGGAGUUUCGCCUUCGCAGAGUUAGGGUUAGGGAAUUGACUCGUAUGGAAGGGAACACGAACGCUGACAUGUUCAGAGCUUCUCUGGGAGCGGGAGCAUCGUCAUCGCCGUCGUCUUCUUCUUCUAAUUCAAGAAGAUACGGAAUUUUAUCUGCGUCCAACAUUAUUCAGGCACCGUUAUCGGCGUUGUUGGAGUAUUCCGGUAUUCUUACCACCACCACAGCCGCCGCCGCUGCCAGGUCUAAUCGCCACCAACCUAACCCUGAUGCCGCCCCCAAUGACGGUGAGGUCUCCAUUAGGAUCAUUGGGCCGGCGGAACACGACCAUCAUAAUAGAGAGGAACAACCACAACCUCCUUCUGGUGGUGGUGGUGGUUUGGUGGUGGGACUUUCCCAUUCCCAGAAUGAUGCCGCGUUGCUCUCUUCCUCUCCUCAGGGAGAUGUAGAAGGUGUUUCACAGAUGGGAAAUGGAAAUGGAAAUGAAAAUGUUGACGCUGAAGCUGGUGGCGAUGGAGUUGGGCCCAAUGGGAGGGAUUCUUCCUACCAGAGAUAUGAUAUUCAGCAUGCAGCCAGGUGGAUUGAGCAGGUCUUGCCUUUUUCUUUGCUUCUCUUGGUGGUCUUCAUCCGGCAGCAUUUGCAAGGCUUUUUUGUUACAAUUUGGAUUGCUGCUGUCCUUUUCAAGUCAAAUGACAUUCUACGGAAACAAACAGCCCUGAAGGGAGAGAGAAAAAUACCUAUUCUGAUUGGAAUUUCUGUUGCAUUCGCACUUCACGUGGUUGGUGUUUAUUGGUGGUAUCAGAAUGAUGAUCUUGUGUAUCCGUUGGUCAUGCUUCCUCCCAAAGAUAUACCACCUUUCUGGCAUGCUAUCUUCAUCAUCAUGGUGAAUGAUACUUUGGUCCGCCAGGCUGCAAUGGUAUUCAAGUGUAUAUUGUUAAUGUAUUACAAGAACAGCAGAGGCCGAAAUUAUCGUAAGCAGGGGCAAAUGCUGACUUUAGUUGAAUACCUCCUCCUGCUUUACCGUGCAUUGUUGCCAACACCGGUUUGGUAUCGUUUCUUCCUGAACAAAGAAUAUGGAAGCCUCUUUUCAUCACUGAUGACAGGAUUGUAUCUAACAUUUAAGCUCACAUCUGUUGUUGAAAAGGUGCAAUCAUUCUUUGCUGCAGUGAAGGCAUUGUCGCGAAAAGAAGUGCACUAUGGGGCUUAUGCAACAUCAGAGCAGGUCAAUGCAGCUGGUGAUCUUUGUGCUAUUUGUCAGGAGAAGAUGCAUGCCCCAAUCUUACUUCGAUGCAAGCACAUUUUCUGUGAAGACUGCGUAUCAGAGUGGUUUGAGAGGGAAAGGACCUGCCCAUUGUGCAGGGCUUUGGUAAAGCCUGCAGACCUCAGGUCCUUUGGUGAUGGCUCUACUAGUUUGUUUUUCCAGCUAUUCUGAAAUCUUAUCAUACAAGCCAGGAAGUUUUUUCUGCUUUGAAGCUUUACUUUUUCGAAGCAGCAGUCCUGAUCUACAUACGUCAACACAUGUAAAAUUCACCGGAGGCAUUCGCGGGGACACUCUGAGAAGAUGAAUGCAGCUAAAUAUAAUUAAACUGGUCAACUAUUCAUAUAAUGUACUAGCAAGAGGUUAAGUGUAUCUAAAUGAUCCUGUAAACUAGGAAGUUGAUUGAAAAUAUAAUUAAAUGUGACUCUUCAUUUACAAGGAAUGAAGGUCGCUUUUGCCUAAUUGCACAGGAAGUCUAUGAUGUCAUAUAUCAUGAAUCAAAGCAAUUUUAACCAUUUUUCAUAUUC